GCUAUCAGUCGCUAUCGCCGCGCGCCGCGGCACGACGCCCAGUCAGACACAGAAGGCUCGGCGGCUGACCGGCAGGACCAACAGAGUAGCAACGGCCCCACCGCCAUCAUGGAGUGCGACAUCUGCCUCGAGGACUACAACGAGGUGGAGCACGUGCCCAAGAUGGUGCCGUGCGGGCACACCGUGUGUCUGAGGUGCCUGGAGCAGAGCGACAGGAAGGAGUGCCCGACGUGCCGCUGGGAGUUCGAGGUCGCCCCGGACGCACUGCGCAAUAACUUUGCUCUCCUGCGGCUGAUUGAGCGACCAGACAGGCCGUCCCGCGGCUGGUGCUCGGACUGCCGCGCCUCCGCCGCGGCCCGCUGCUGGGGUGAGGACCACGACGUCCUGCCCGAGAGGAGGGCCCUGAGGCGCCACCUGCAGGGCGCGCUGCAGCAGGCGCCUGGGCAGCUGAAAGUCCUGCAAGACCAGUGCCAGGGGGAGCAGGUCGUUCAGGCCCUCACCCUGCUGACUGCAGAGUCCUGCAGCUUGACCCUCAAGGCCGGCAGCCACGAGCUGACGGGCAACGUGGGGAACACGGAGGACCCCCUCACCCAGCUCAUGUGGAUGCUGGUGGCCGCGAAGGCCGGCCUCACCAAGAGUCGUGUCGAGUCGCGGGGUCCCCCGCCCGCAGACCCGGGCCCAGCACCUCCAGAGGCGCGGCCGGUGCGGGAGAUGAAUGUGUGUGAUGUCAGCGCGACCGACCCCAAUGCCCAGCAGCAGGACAAGGCGGCCCUCCUCUCAGCAGCGCCGGGGGUGACCAAGCUGGCCAGCAUUCACUGCCACGCGGACCCCGCCUGGAGCCUCCAGCUGCUGGUAUUCGCCGCGCCAACGCUGGAGCGCCUGCGUGUGCUCAACCCCCGCGAGGCCCACCUGCGCGCGGUGCACGCCAUGCCGCGGCUGAGGAGGCUGGACAUGGAUGGUGAUGCCGCCCUGGACGCCCAGACCCCCGAGCUGCCCUCGCUGCCGCCGGGACACGCCGGCCUGCAGUGGCUCAGGGUGUCGUGCCACCUCCCCCGCGCCACGACACAGUCCCUGCUGCGGGCGCACAGCAGCACGCUGGAGGAGCUGGAGCUGCAGGUGGGCACGGCGGGGAGUUAUGGGUGGCCACGGAACUGCAGCGACCUGCACUCGCUGCUGCAGCAGAGCGGGCUGCGGGCGCUCAGGAGGCUCGUGCUGCGGAGGUUACCGGGCUACAGACACGGGGCAGCCGACUGCAGCGAGCAGCGCGCCGAGGUGCGGCGGGUGCUUCCCGGGGCCGAGGUGCUGUGCCGCACGUGUGACAAAGUGAAACUUGAUUCGGUCUAGGAGAGCAGUGCGGGCCGGCAUGCGCACAUGCGUGGGCCAAGGCCCUCGUCUUAAGGAAAGGGAGAGAAAGGGGGAAUACUAUUACUUUACUGCAUGUUCAAUAUAUCUCCAUUACCGUCCAUUACUUAA
This is a messenger RNA of Frankliniella occidentalis (western flower thrips), 1473 nucleotides long. RefSeq lists its product as uncharacterized. The record is from RefSeq and is a predicted model, not a curated record. Gene Ontology annotation, biological process: protein ubiquitination. Gene Ontology annotation, molecular function: ubiquitin protein ligase activity. The coding region runs from base 109 to 1344 and encodes 411 amino acids. Lineage: Eukaryota; Metazoa; Arthropoda; Insecta; Thysanoptera; Thripidae. The transcript is spliced from 5 exons.